Messenger RNA from Cynara cardunculus var. scolymus (artichoke), 937 nucleotides. Its product is annotated as nuclear cap-binding protein subunit 1-like. Lineage: Eukaryota; Viridiplantae; Streptophyta; Magnoliopsida; Asterales; Asteraceae. The record is from RefSeq and is a predicted model, not a curated record. Gene Ontology annotation, molecular function: mRNA binding; RNA cap binding; protein binding. Gene Ontology annotation, biological process: nuclear-transcribed mRNA catabolic process, nonsense-mediated decay; mRNA export from nucleus. The coding region runs from base 11 to 394 and encodes 127 amino acids. The transcript has 5 exons. Gene Ontology annotation, cellular component: nucleus; nuclear cap binding complex.
GUAAACCCUAAUGUUGUUAACCCUAAUUUCUCCUUUUUUGCAGGAUGCUUGCUUUGGUGUGGUUCGGCGGCAACUAGAGCAUUCUGAAGACGAAAUCUUAACUUUUCUUCUCCAAUGUUCAGAGCAAUUGCCUCACAAGAUUCCUCUAUAUGGGACGGUGAUUGGGUUAUUGAACUUGGAAAAUGAAGAGCUCGUCAAGAAAAUAUUGGAGAGUACUCAAAAGAGUUUGCAGGAUGCACUUGACACUGGAGAUUGUAAUAAGAUCCGUGUAUUAAUGCGGUUUCUAACUGUUUUGCAUCAUCUUUCUUCUCUGCUUGCUUCCACGGAUGUGGAUGUGGUUGAAGCCUGUCUGCAAACUUUGGCAGCAUUCUUGAAGAAAUCGACUGGGAAGUGAUUAAAGAGUAUAAAGUGCCCCGUAGUUUAAGGUUCUCCCUUUUGACAAGAUUGCGUUUUGCAAGAGGGUUUGGCUCCUCUGCGGCACGGCUACAGUACACAUGUAUUCGACUGCAUGCCUUUGUAGUUUUUGUUCAAGCAUGUAGUGAUAAUGAUGAUUUGGUCACCUUUUUUGACACCGAACCUGAGUUCAUCAACGAAAUGGUCACCCUGUUGAGCUAUGAAGAUUCAGCUCCUGCAGAAGUUCGAAUUCUUUGCCUGCAUUCGUUGGUUGCUGUUUGUCAGGAUCGCUCACGCCAGCUAACAGUGUUGUCUGUAGUAACAUCUGGUGGGCACCGUGGCAUCGUAUCCUGCCUCAUUCAGAAGGCUAUUGAUGCUGUACUUAGUAAACCAUCCAAGUGGUUUGUUGUCUUUGCUGGCAUUUUAGUUGUAAGUCGCCAAAUCCCCAUAUCGCAAUUUCAACACUUGUAUAAUAUAAAGAGUUUGCCGGACCAAGAUUUCAGAUAGAUUUUUUGCUUUCACCUCUUGAUAUUUGCACAUUUAA